CACGCACGCACACUCACACAAGCGAGCUCGCAUGGCGCGGCGACUGCUGCUGCUGCUUUCUCGGUGCUACCGGCUUUAGUCGACGCCGUACGCUACGCCUUUGAAGAUCUCUCGUGUUUUCCGUUCUCGUUUUGCCGGAAGUCGAUAAAGGAUAAUAAAUAAAUAAAUAAUUAAGCAAAGAUGUCCGAUCCAGUGAGCCCGUCCCUCAAGAACCUUCCUAAGGUUGCCGUGGACCUCAAGAGCGAACUCGAAGGUUUCGAUCACAACUGCAUGAAGAAAGCCGAGACUUCUGAGAAAAACGUUCUGCCGUCUGCUGAAGGUACGCUUGAAUUUUUUACUUUCAUUUUCGAUGUUGACGCGAAGAAGACUAAUAUUGUGAAUUUGUGUGCGUUCGUAGAUGUAGCAGCUGAGAAAUAUCAGCAGACUUUAAUCGCUGGUAUCGAGCAUUUCGACACCUCGAGGCUGAAGCACACGCAGACUCAGGAAAAAAAUCCACUUCCUGACAAGGAUGCUAUUCAACAAGAGAAGGGCAAACAACAGCUAAUCUCUGGAAUUGAAAAUUUCAAUCCUGCCAAGCUGAAACACGCGGAAACGCUCGAGAAGAAUCCUUUGCCAACCAAAGAAACUAUUGACGCAGAGAAAACAUCUGCGUAAAAGCAGGAAACUCUUCGGCGAAGAGAAGACUCGUGAUGCAGUGAAACUGCAAUUUUUUUCAUAUUCUUAUAUAUUAAUUUUACAAUUACCAAUAUCAUAUGGAGAAAAAACGUCGAUGCUGUCGACACAACAUGAAAUCGUAUUAAUGUAAUCUCAUGUAAUCUCUAUCGCUCGCAUAUCGUGUGCUUUUCUUUUUUUGAUCGUAAUGGGGAAAAAAAAUAAAAACGAAAAAAAACCAAAAAAAGAAUUGAAUAGAAAAGAAACCACCCUAGGAAAGGUGAGAAACGCCGCUCGAUUGUGUCGCUUGAUAAUUAAUGACUGUUCCAAAGGCGUUUUCAAAGCCAUACCGUCGUAUGCGUUCACCUGUCACUAAAAUUAUGAGCUCUCAUUUUUCCAUUUUCAAUAAACAACACAAUAAAUAAAAAAAAAUGGCCUCAACUAUUCCAUUUGUACGUUUUUAUGAUACCGGGAAAAAAGAAAAUGUGACAAGUUAUUGUAUGCGUGAUGUGCUCAACACAAGAAAAAAAGGCAAACGUGAUUUCAGUUUCAUAGAUGCGAAAAACUUUAUUUUUCACGGCAGCGGCCAAACAUUUCGUAUCCUUAUAUAUUUACGCUUUAGCAUGCGAUUACAUAAUAAUUCAAAAAAGGUGCAGCGGUAUAAAUAUUUGUGUAAAAAAUAUUUUAUAUAUCAGGCUAUUGUACUUUUUUAAUGUUCACUUUGCAUUCUUCAUAAAAUAAUUAUGAUGAAAUAAACAUUAAUUUGUACGAACACUAUUCCAUAUUAUGUCCUAUCAUAAUUCCUAAUGUUACUAAUUUGAAUGUGUUAUUAAUAAUUUAUUUGCAUAAAUUGCUAUUACUCUUGAUCGCUUAAUGUAUUUAAAUAAUUGCAUUUCAGUAGUGUGUUUAAAAAUUUAUAAUGUUACAGGUCAAC
Messenger RNA from Phymastichus coffea, 1585 nucleotides. It is a transcript of the gene cib, whose product is annotated as thymosin beta. The record is from RefSeq and is a predicted model, not a curated record. Gene Ontology annotation, molecular function: actin monomer binding. The coding region runs from base 181 to 654 and encodes 157 amino acids. NCBI's taxonomy places the organism in Eukaryota, Metazoa, Arthropoda, Insecta, Hymenoptera, Eulophidae. Gene Ontology annotation, cellular component: cytosol. The transcript is spliced from 4 exons. Gene Ontology annotation, biological process: actin filament organization.